GUUUUGAUGUUGACACGCGCAAUCACGUGACGUUCAACAAUAGCCAGACUUUACGAGGUCCACCCGCGAGAAGUUUCUGCCGCCCAGCUACUUUUUAAACAAACCGGAAACAAAUCCAUCCAUUGCCAGCAAGGCUACCUGAACCCAUCAUCAUGCGAACUCCAGGGAUUUUUAUUUUCGGGAUGGUGCUCGCGCCUUGCGGCUGGAUCCUGGAGCUGACCAGCACCGUGGCACCAGCCUGGCGCACGAUCAACAACAUCCCGGGGGAACCCAGCGACCUGGUCAUCCAGCAGGGAUUAUGGGACAUCUGCAGGACUUUCACAUCGUCCCGGGAUAUUCAGUGCAGCCAGCAGGACACGCGGUACUUCGGCGCCCAGAUCAUCCAGAUCGCGCGAGGUCUGAUGCUGUCGUCGCUCAUCCUCAAUAUCAUUGCCAUCGGCGUGGCCUCAGCUGGAGUCCGAUGCUGGACUGAGAAACCAAACUGGACGGUCGCUGGGGUCGGAGGUCUCCUCAUCUUCAUCUCAGGGGUCCUCACCAUCAUCCCAGUGGCGUGGUACACUCACAUCAUGACCUCCAUCUUCUCCGCAUCCACCGAUGUCCGUGUGGGAUACUGCCUGGUGCUGGGCUUCAUCGGCGGGAUCAUGGAGGUCCUCGGUGGGCUGGUGAUGUCCAUCGGUCUGUGCCUGCGCUGCAGCGGUCAGAAGCGCGUUCCCUCUCCGGCGCGCAGAGACACGGUGCCCAGCGUCAGCAGCGGCAGCAGCGUCCCCUAUUACUCCAAACAAAGCGAGAUGGACUUCUCACGGGCCAAGACACAGCAGGACAGCAGACCAGCGACUAGCACUGCUUACAGAGCACGACCUUACGACACAGAUUUGUGAAAGAACUAACUUUUGAUCUCGUGAACAAACUGCACGCAAGAAACUCAUCAUGAUAACCAUCGCUUACCGCGUAAAAAUCGCGAUUGACGGUCAGAUGAAAUCAGAUUCUUUUUAAUAACAGUUCUGUUUAGGGUUAUCCCUUCAAUAAAUAUUAGAUUUAAGAUAUUUAACCCUCAGAGGAAGCCGGUUUACUUCACUAUAUUACAAUUAAAUCGUAAUCAUGAAAAACUAGCCUAUAUAUCGUUGGAAAAGUCUCCGAAAUAGAUAUUUUACCGGUGUUAUUUUGUUACAAAUUAUGUAGGAACAUAGAUUAAUUUAAGACAAGAGUGCUCCUCAAAAAUCUACAUCAUGAUAGGAGUGUUGACCUUUGUCACAAAAAGUAUCAUCAUAAAUUAUAUAUCAAAACCUCAAAUUUCAUCAUGUGAAAAACAUUUAAAAUCUGACAUUGCUUUACCAAGAAAAGUCAUAUUAAAAUGUAUUCAUUCAUGAAUUAGUUUGAAUAGUGCACUGUAUUCAAUCUGUAUUCAAAAAUGGUGGUGACAGUUUAGAGGUUAAUGUCAAAUAUUUUGGAAAAAUAUGUAUUUUGUACACUCUAAAUCUUAAUUUGUUAACCUAGAAAGACUUGUUGCCUCAGAAAUAUAUAUUAGAUAAUAUUUAGUAUAUUAAAGUUUUCAUAAAGUGGGUUUUUGAGCAACUGAGACAAUAAGCAAGAUUUUUUUUCAGGUAGACUAAUGUUAACAUUGAAAUUUACAAUGAAAGUUCCUUAUAUUUUAGUAAAUCUUGUUGUACAGUUGUAAAAGGAAGUGGCCUAAAUUUUAUAUAGUUGUUUACACAUAUUUUUUUUAUUGCAAGUCAUGUGUUUUAAGUUACAUUUUAGGAUGUUUAGUUCAUGUUAAACAUUAUUUUAGUGUGUGUGUGUGUAGGCCUGCUGUCUGUAUGUUUUUAUUAGCCGUGGUUCACGGAAAGGUUAUUUUGAUUAACUGUAAUUCAUCAUGUGACCUAUUGUUUACCACCUGUAUUAUCGUGGAUGUUAUCGGUCAUGUCAGCUAUAGUAUUUUAGCGGAAACGAUGGAUCUGCCAUCAUAAAUAUUGUACCUGAUAAGGUUUUGAAGUUCUAUUGAAGAGCACUAACACCAUUAGUUUGGUUCUGUACAUUGCACUUUAUAUUGCGAGGCCCUCAUCAUUGCAGAGGCAGUAGGCCUACCCUCCAUCUCUUUUUGUAGUAGCAUACUAAUGUAUAAAUAUUUAACUUAUCAGGAAGCUCUAGAGUUUGUACAGUUAUACCAAGAAAAAUAAAUUCUGAAGGAAGCUAAUCUUUGCACAGCCACUGCUCACAUAGGCUUGGAAUGUUUGCAGAAAUGUCUGUCACUGGUGUUUACGAUAGACAGAACGAUAUUCAGAAUAUCUCUGUGGAAGUUUUUGUGAGCGGUAAUGUCGUAAUUGACGUCCACCCAUCAAAUCUAGGGCAAAUGAUUGAAGGCUGUUUAUUUUUCUGUAUGUUUAUGAUUGUGAUAGAUGAACAAUAUCCGCAUAUGUUUACCUGUAUUAAUAUAAUAAAAAAUAUGUGUACAAUUUUAUGCGUUCCAAUAAUAAAUGUUGUCCUCCUUU
This is a messenger RNA of Cyprinus carpio (common carp), 2486 nucleotides long. RefSeq names its product claudin-23. Gene Ontology annotation, biological process: bicellular tight junction assembly; cell adhesion. NCBI's taxonomy places the organism in Eukaryota, Metazoa, Chordata, Actinopteri, Cypriniformes, Cyprinidae. Gene Ontology annotation, molecular function: structural molecule activity. Gene Ontology annotation, cellular component: plasma membrane; bicellular tight junction. The record is from RefSeq and is a predicted model, not a curated record.